Molecule: messenger RNA, 5857 nt
Organism: Bombus huntii
Lineage: Eukaryota; Metazoa; Arthropoda; Insecta; Hymenoptera; Apidae
Product: myosin-2 heavy chain-like
Exons: 3
Coding region: 2499-5489 (996 amino acids)
Biological process (GO): proteolysis
Molecular function (GO): aspartic-type endopeptidase activity; nucleic acid binding; zinc ion binding
Source: RefSeq, a predicted model, not a curated record
UUUUACGAACACAUAAUCAAACUCGAAUUUUAUUCUUUAAGAUAUAGUUCAUUCGAGUAACUCUGAAACGUAAUUAAUUAAAGCUUAGAAACGAAAGAUUAAAAACAUUUAAUCCUCAAUGGUGUAUCUAUUCCACUCUAUAUUAAUGUAGUAUCGUGGACGAAAGGCCUAAGAAAUAUCGGGCGAACUAUGAACAAUGUCGCGAGAGCCGAGGCGUCGUCGGACCCAUCAAUGUGUCAUCGGUCUUUUCAAGUGCAUAUUUCGUGGAAAAGACCUACGUGACCCUGGCCACGAGCGCCUGCAGAACACGUGUGCGGUGGGCCUAGGAAAAAGACAACAGAAUGCGGCAACGGCCAGAGCGUUAGUCGAAAAGCAGAGUGCGAGUCGAGGAGCCGAGUGCGAGCUGAGCGGAGACAGAGGUUGCGAGUGGCGUUGCCGAGAGAGUGUGGAUUACGCUGUUUUCUGUGCGUUUGGCGUGAAUAGUUCAGACAUGCAAGAAAUUCCGUGUUGGAGAGCGAUGUUGCGAGUUCGAGUGCCUGGACCACCUGAAGACCGGAACUGUCUAUAGUUUAUGUCGUUGAUGAUAAUAAUUCCUCCACGACUCAGCAACAAGAGCUACUCUGGGUGAUGAGCUUAAUGGUGCUGUUGCGGCUAUUUUAAUUUUUCAACAAGGAUCCAAAUGGCGCCGUUGACGAAAUUCUUUCAUUAUAAACGUCAACGAUCAACAUCAGCCAUCAGGGAACGAAGAAGGUACGCUGUAACGUGUCUGAGUAAUUAUACCUCGAGGAGUACAUACAGUUAUGUAAUGAAGAUUCGUAUGUGAGUGUUUGUUUUCUUAUUUCUUUUCCCUUUGUUUCAUUUGAAUGGAUUUUUGUACUCAAAGAGCGAGGUAAGAUUACGUCAGAUACGUUUUUACAUAUGCUAAAAAAAUGGAAAAUGAUGAUGAUGAAUCAAUGACACGUAGAAAAUUAUAAUCUAUUGUAUUGCUGUUAUCUAAUGGUGUUGUAGUUGACUGUAUGGUGGAUGUAUCUAAUGGUGUUGUAGUUGACUGUAUGUUGUUCAAUAUUGCUAUGAAACUCUUCUGAUUCAUUGUCACUUAUACGAAGGAUGGAAGUAUACGAAAUUGAUAAAAUUAUUAAUAAUAUUUACGAAGAGAAAGUAAACUGUUGGAUAUAUGACAAAAUAAUUCUAUUUUAAAUAAGAGACUGGUCAGCGUGGUUAUUUUGUUUACAAAAUCAAACGAAUUUAAUGAAUGUAAUGGUAAGGAAGUAACUAUAAGUGGCUGUUAAACUAUUUUUAUGCUUGAAAAGUAAUUCGCAAAGUAAUGUAAAGCAGUACUACUGAGUUGUACAUAACCUCUUUCAGAAUUUGUUCUUAACCUCUUGCUUCAUAACUUCCUUAAUUAUACUCUUCAAACUUAUUGACUACUUCGAUGUUGUUACGAACAGAAACUGAUAAAAUAUUAAUCUUAAAUAUAGAUUGAAAUGAAAGCUUGUCAGGUAUAUAUAUAUAUAUAUAUAUAUAUAUAUAUAUAUAUAUAUAUAUAUAUAUAUGUACUACUUACUCAAACUAUGGAUCACAUAACCUAUACAAAAAAAAAAAAAAAAAAAAUUAUUGUACACUAUAAAGCAAGAGGUUAAAUCUUUAAUCUGUUAAGAAUUAAAUUUUUUAUUGUAACUGCGAAAAUUAUAAAAGUACCAAGCGAAGCAAGUACGGAAUAUAUGCGGAAUAUGAAUCGCUCAACGAACCAAAGAGCGGCUCAGUGACAAAAUUAGUAAAGUAAAGACCACAAAUAUAACAACAUUAUAUUCUACCACAAAAUAAUUCUCUAUACAAAAAAGGUACACAACGAAUCGAUUUUUCACAACGAUAAGAGUCAACAGAACCAAUCAAGACCAGGCGAGACUCUCAUAAGACAACGAUAUCAGAGGAAUCAAAUCAGCGACUUCAAUCUAUAUUACAGAGUAUAGUUAUCAAGAAAAAUUGCUCUUUUCAUGAAAAGUAUGGUAAUGAUACUCUUAUAAUACAUUGUAUAUCUGGCAGUCGGGUGUGCCCGUGGCCAUCGGAAAUGUAAAGACGACGCUUUUAGAAAGUGAUAGCGCCAUCGCGUUUUAAAAACGCGUUAGAAGAAGGACGGUUUCGCUAUCCAAGGCGAAUCGAAAAGUGUGCGUGUUGCGAGAAUCAGAGUUGAUCGAGACGUCGAAGCAUAGAAUCGUUAGAAUUGAGUUGCGAGUGUUGUCGAGUGUUAGAGUUGCUAGUGAGAGAGAGAGAGAGAGUUACCAAAUAGUUGUCAAGUUAUUUGUUGUAAAUACGAGCGUUGCAUUUAGUUUUCCUGUUAAUCAAACAUCGUUUCCCUGUCUAACUAAUAUCUGUAUUUUCAAUCCAUUAUUAAUAUAUUCCGAUAUUACAAGUGGGGGCUCGUCCGGGAUUGAAUAAGACAGAGAAACGAUACGAUUUAACGGAGCUAUUUCUGCGGGAGUAGAAAAGAAUAGAAUAAAAUGGCAAACGUUGAAGACGAACGAUUGUCGGAUGAAGAGGAUUUGACGCUGGAGGAGCUGAGGAGUAAGCUCGCACAGAUGAAUCUGCCUAUAUCCGGUGCGAGAUCAGUGCUGGUUGCCAGGUUGAACAGAGCGUGCAAACCUGGUCGAUCUACUCCUAAGGAUUCGAAGCGUGGCGAAGAACCAACAAACCAGCGAAAUCUAAGAAGCAAGCAGAGAGCCGAACGCAGUCAAGAGGGAGAGGAAGACCUCGAGAAGCUGAGGACGAAAGAGCUGAGAGCGCGUCUCGUUAGCUUGGGGUUGAAGGUAACGGGAAGAAAAUCCGAACUACGCGCGCGGCUACAGGCGGCCCUAGAAGGAGACGAUGUAUCGUCGGAAGAAGAGAGCUCCGACGAAAGUGAAGGCGAGGACGAUAAACAAGGCGCGCGAGAAUACAGGAGAGGCACGCGAGCGGUGUAUCAGGACCGCGAUGAGUAUCAGCAGAAGGUAUGCGUCGGUUCGAUGUUGAGUCUUAAAGACGUGGAAGACUCAUUAGAGAAAUUCAGCGGGGAUGAUCUGCUGAGUGUAAAUCAAUGGGUGGAAGACUUCGAGGAAAUGGCAGAAGUGUGGGGUUGGUCAGACGCCCACAUGGUGGCCUAUGCUAAGAAAUUACUCGCAGGCUCCGCUCAGGCCUUCGUACGACAAGAGCGAUGCGCGAAGUUCUGGGCAAAGCUAAAAAAGGCGUUGAGGAAUGAGUUUGAAAAUGUAGUAAGAGACCAACAGAUACAUGGCGAGUUAUCCCAUAGAAAGAAGAAAGCAGAUGAGAGUCUGCAACAAUAUAUGUAUCACAUGUGCGGGAUUGCAAAACAAGGAAGGAUUGAUACGCAAUCCUUGAUAGACUACAUUAUUCAAGGCAUUCCCGACGAGGUCGCGAACAAGACUGUGCUAUACGGAGCCAGGAAUAUCGAGCAAUUAAAAGAGCGUUUCAGGCGCUACGAAGCGAUAAGAAGAGAUAUGGAGAUGAGGACGAAAUUUGAGGAGCCGAAGAGUAGCAGGGUAAAGCCGGUGGCGAAGCUGUCCGAAACCGAGAGGAACAAGGAACCCGGUCGAUCUGGAGAUGCGAGGAAGGCGCGAUGCUACAAUUGCGGUGAUGCGGAGCACGUGUGUGCGGAGUGUCCGAGCAAGUCGAGAGGACCUAAAUGCUUCAAAUGUAGGGAGUACGGACACAUCGCAUCAAGUUGCGACAAUUUGGGUGAGCCCUCAAAAAAAGUUUACAGCGUGUUUCGGUCGUUACAAACAAGGCGUGGUAAGGAUGUUAAGAUGGAAAAUUUCGAAUUGAGCGCGUUGAUAGACACCGGUAGUGAGCUGACUCUAAUGCGAGCAGAUCAGCAUGUGAAAAUCGGAGCGCCCAGAUUAAGUCGGGAAAUCGUUGGAUUUCGCGGUGUCGGUUCCGGAAGGAAUUUUACGCUCGGGAAAUUUUCGACGAACAUUAUUAUAGACAAUGAGUCGUACUGUAUAACCAUACACGUAGUUCCAGACACAGUGAUGCAACAUUCGCUUAUUAUUGGCGCAGACUUUUUGGACACUGUUGAAAUAAGUAUAAAAGGGGGAGAAUCUUUUAUUAGUAGAAUAAAGGACGAAAAUCCCGAUGAGUGUCCGGAAGUCCUCAAGAUAGAUGUAGAGACACAGGCGAGUGAGAUAGAUUUGUCGCACGUUAAGGACAUGCAACAUAGGCUAAAAAGAGAUUUGAAGAGAACCAAAGCAUUGCUAAGAGACGCUCAAACGAUGCUGGAGAGAUCGAAAGGUGACUCGACGGGUAAAGCAGCUUUACGACAGCUGAAGAACCAGUUAGAAGAUGCAGAAUGCGCUAGAGCAGUUGCAGUUAAAGCGAAACAGGCACUGGAGCAAGAACUGAAUGAGACGCAGGCUUCGUUGCAGGAAGUACUGCGGCAACGUUCCGAAGCAGAAGAUCGUGUUAAUGUAGCUAGUCGCGAACGAACUGAGCUACUGUCGCAAUUGGAAGAAAAUAAAGAAGAGUUAGCAGAAGUUUUGAAGAAGUAUCGGGCAGCUGUGCAGCAAGUGUCGGAGGAACGGAGAAUAGUGGCAAGACACGUGGUGAUUGGUAAAGUGGACCACGAGAUGGUGUCCUCGUCGGAUUCUUGCGGCCAGCAGGAGGACUUAGCGAACAUCACGAGGAGGAAGAAUCUGGCUAAACAACAGCAACAGGAUGUUGUUGAUGAUAUUUGCGAAUUUACUGAGAAGGAUAGCGUUGCGGGUGUGAGGGUUGUUUCAAGUUUUCGGAUAGACUCGAAGAGAGUGAAUGCAAGGCGAACGAAAAGACAAGGGAAGUCGCACGUGCGGAAUCCCUCCAAUAAUAUCGAUACGAAGAUUCGAUAUACAAAGGAUGUGGAUGACGAGGACGACGAUGGGAUUGUCGAGGACACGAUGAACGUGAAGACCUUCGAAAAAGAAGAGAUCAUAGUCUCGGUAGAUGGUAAGUUGUCAACGUCUUCCAUGUACGAACCGAGCCUACGAAAAUGUCACGAUGCUGCCACGACGAUCAAAGCCCCUGACAAGAGUGAAAUGGGUAAACAAACAACGGAGAGGAAGAUAGAGGAAGAGCGAAAGAGGAGCAGUAGCAUCGAGGACGACCAGGCCGCGGUGUUCCAAGAGGAACGAGAUCAGCUGCGUGCGGACGCAAAGAGACGGAUUGAGGAGAUCCAAAUCCGAAACAAGCGGGCGUAUAACAGGAGACGCAAGAAGGCGACAGCAUACAGGACGGGAGAUCUAGUGGCAAUCGAGAGGAUGCAGAGGGGUCCCGGGCUAAAGCUGCAUCCGAAGUUUCUUGGACCGUAUCGGGUGAUAAAAGUCCUGCAAAAUGACCGAUGCAUAGUGCAGCGAGAGGGGGAGCACGAAGGGCCACGUACAACUUCCACGGCAGCCGAUCACAUGAAAUGGUGGAAUGCUGACGAUAGUGAUGUAAGUGCGAGCGGCGAUGAUGAGCACAUCUGAGGGCAGAUGUGAUUGUCAGGAAAGGCCGAUUGUAAUAUCGUAGAAUAGCUUUGAUUGGAGAUCGGCUGAAAAUAGAAAACCCGUGUACGUCGUGUUUCUGUGGUUCGUCUACAUUUAAGAGUGCCUACGUGACUAAAGGCACGUAGUUGGUAGUUCUUACAUAGGUAUGAGGGAAACAAUAGACAACGUUAGAAGAAGGACGGUUUCGCUAUCCAAGGCGAAUCGAAAAGUGUGCGUGUUGCGAGAAUCAGAGUUGAUCGAGACGUCGAAGCAUAGAGUCGUUAGAAUUGAGUUGCGAGUGUUGUCGAGUGUUAGAGUUGCUAGUGAGAGAGAGAGAGAGAGAGAGAGAGAGAGAGAGUUACCAAAUA